UAAGAGAGAGAAAUUAGUCCAUGAAAGAGAAGAUUACAAAAGUUGAGUGUCACUACCAGUACCAUUCUUGGUUUUUCAGACAUAUUUUCAUAGUAUAGGGUUUUUACUUGUGGGGUUUUUGAAGUUCAUUUUUGUGAGCUUCUCAACAUGUCUAAAGGCCACAAGUUUUCUGGGUCCAUUCCAUUUUCUUGUACUUAAUGCAGCUUAAAUGCAAAACUAGAAAUAUGAAAAAUUAGUGUAUGUAAGCAAAUCUGAAGUGUCAGUCCGUAAUUACCUUUACUAGAAGAAGAGUUUACGUGCUCUCAAGUGUGAAUCUUUGAAAGGGACUGCUUUCAUUUUUGGAUGAGUUUAUUCCUCAUUUUUUAGAACUUUCAAAGUACCGUUUUCUCUUUGUUUCUGUCAUACAUUGCCUCUCUUCAGCUAAAAUAUUGAUCUUUUGCUAACAAAUGUGCCUUUCUUGAAUCUUGUAGUGACAUUUGGGUACUGGGUAUUGUUUGCUUUUUUGAGCUGAAUUGUAGUGACAUUGAUUUCUUCUUGUGUUUGGAAGCUUCAAUACUGCCUUGCCCUUUUGAGUGUUGGUUCAGUGUGAAGAGUCUUGGUGGUGUUAGAAUGAAGUUAAUUAAGUUCUUGAUGUUUUUUGUUCUUUAUAUUGGCUCUGCCAUGGGGCAGCUUCCUUCACCGGACAUAUUGGCGUUGCUCGAGUUUAAGAAAGGUAUCAAGCAUGAUCCAACAGGGUUUGUACUUGAAUCUUGGAAUGAGGAAUCCAUUGAUUUUAAUGGAUGUCCUUCAUCUUGGAAUGGUAUAAUGUGUAAUGGUGGUAAUGUUGCAGCAGUUGUCCUUGACAACUUGGGAUUAUUUGCUAAUGUAGAUUUGAGUGUAUUUGCUAACCUAACAAUGCUUGUUAAGCUCUCAAUGGCAAACAAUUCAAUUGCUGGGGAAAUGCCUAGUAACAUAGGUAAGUUCAAGAGCCUUGAGUAUCUGGAUCUCUCAGGUAAUCGUUUCACCUCCUCUUUACCGCCGGAGGUUGGAAAGCUAGGGAGCUUAAAGAAUCUAUCGAUAGCUGGUAAUAACUUCUCCGGCCCAAUACCGGACACAAUUUCAGGGCUCAUGUCGGUCCAAUCUUUGGACUUGAGUCACAAUUUGUUUUCUGGGCCAAUACCUUCAUCUUUGAUGAAAUUGACUGGUUUGGUAUACCUUAAUCUAUCUGUUAAUGGAUUCACAAAGAAAAUUCCGAAAGGAUUUGAGUUGAUGGAAAAUCUUGAAGUGCUUGACUUGCACGGGAAUAUGCUUGAUGGCAAUUUGGAUCCAGAAUUGUUGCUGCUUACCACUGCAACUCAUGUUGACUUGAGUGGAAAUUUGCUAGUUAAUUCUGCUUCGCAGCAGCAGAAGUUUCUGCCUGGGAUAUCUGAGACGGUCAAGUAUUUGAAUCUUAGCCAUAAUCAGCUAAGGGGUUCACUUGUAAGUGGCAAUGAAGCUCAGAUAUUUGGGAACUUGAAGGUCCUGGAUUUGAGCUACAAUCAGCUGUCAGGGGAAUUACCUAGUUUCAAUUUUGUUUAUGACCUUCAGGUCCUUAAACUUGGCAACAACUUAUUUUCUGGAUUUAUUCCCAAUGAUCUUUUGAAAGGAGAUGCAUUGGUUAUCACUGAGUUGGAUUUAAGUGGAAACAACCUCACAGGUUCAAUAAUCAUGAUAACAUCGACAACAUUGCGCACCCUUAACUUAUCCUCCAAUGCUCUUUCUGGUGAACUUCCCUUCUUGACAGGAAGUUCUGCGGUGCUUGAUCUCUCGAAAAAUCAGUUUGAAGGUAAUCUAACUAGAAUGCUGAAAUGGGGAAAUAUUGAAUUUCUUGACCUCAGCCAAAACCGUUUGACUGGAAACAUCCCUGAGGUUACAGCUCAGUUUCUGCGUUUAUAUCACCUCAACCUUUCACACAAUAUCCUUACAGGAUCUCUCCCAAAAGUUAUCACACAGUUUCCUAAGACCACUGUCCUUGAUCUCAGUUUCAACCAGUUUGAUGGGCCUCUCCUUACUUCUCUACUAACUCUGCCCACUAUUGAAGAACUUCACCUACAAAACAAUGCACUUGUUGGAAGCAUUGAUUUCUCUCCUACGGCUAGUACUUCUAAGCUUCGUGUUCUAGAUCUUUCUCAUAAUCAGUUCGCUGGUGAUUUCCCGGAUGGAUUUGGGUCAUUGACUGCACUUCAAGUACUAGAUAUAUCAGGAAAUAAUUUCUCUGGAUCUCUGCCAACUUCCAUGGGUAAUGUUAGCUCUCUUAUUUCUUUAGACAUUUCAGAGAAUCAUUUCACCAGACAACUGCCAAAAAACCUGCCUAACAGCCUCCAAAGCUUUAAUGCAUCACUCAAUGACUUAUCUGGUGUCGUGCCUGAGAACUUGAGAAAAUUUCCCUUAUCAUCUUUCUACCCAGGAAACUCUCAACUUCAAUUUCCAAACCCUCCCUCAGGAUCUGGUCAAGCUUCAUCAGGAAGUCAUAAGAGCAGGCAACUUAAAACUAUUAUCAAAGUGGUGAUCAUUGUUGCUUGUAUGGUUGUUCUUGUUAUUAUAAUCUUGCUAGCCAUUUUUGUAUUCUACUUACGGGCAUCAAGGAAAUCUCAGGCACAUGUUAGCGACAAAGACAUGCGCCGUCAAACCCAGUCAAAUCCUUCUGGUUUUAGCAGUAGAGAAGGUGCUGGUGGUGCAGCACAAGAUCUUACGGCUUCACGGAAAGCAUCAUCAUCAGAAAUAAUUAGUCCUGACGAGAAAAUGACAGCUGUAACUGGUUUCUCCCCUUCAAAAGCUAGUCAUUUCACAUGGUCACCAGGGUCAGGUGAUUCAUAUACUGCCGAAAGCCUUGCAAGACUGGAUGUGAGGUCUCCAGAUAGUCUGGCUGGAGAGCUCUACUUCCUUGAUGAUACAAUCUCUUUUACAGCUGAGGAACUAUCUAGGGCCCCAGCUGAAGUCUUAGGCAGAAGCAGCCAUGGGACAUCUUACAGGGCAACACUAGAUAAUGGGUGGCUCUUGACUGUAAAAUGGCUAAGAGAAGGAGUGGCGAAACAGAGAAAGGAGUUCACAAAGGAGGCUAAAAAGUUCGCCAAUAUUAGACAUCCAAAUGUGGUGGGAUUAAGAGGUUAUUACUGGGGUCCCACACAACAUGAGAAGCUUAUUCUUUCAGAUUACAUAUCUCCUGGAAGUCUAGCAAGUUUUCUUUAUGAUCGACCUGGAAGAAAGGGUCCUCCCCUAACGUGGCCCCAAAGAAUCAAAAUAUCAGUUGAUAUUGCGCGUGGCCUGAAUUAUCUCCAUUUUGACCGUGAGGUUCCUCAUGGAAACCUCAAAGCAACCAACAUCUUGUUGGAUGGUCCUGAUCUUAAUGCAAAAGUUGCUGAUUACUGCCUUCACCGCCUUAUGACUCAAGCGGGGACAAUAGAACAGAUUCUUGAUGCUGGCGUGUUGGGUUAUCGUGCACCAGAGUUGGCUGCGUCCAAGAAACCACUGCCUUCCUUCAAAUCAGAUGUAUAUGCUUUUGGAGUCAUUUUGUUGGAGCUCCUAACUGGGAAAUGUGCAGGUGAUGUUGUUUCGGGUGAAGAUGGUGGAGUGGACUUGACCGAUUGGGUAAGGUUGAAGGUGGCAGAAGGUGGAGGAUCCAAUUGUUUUGAUAAUGCAUUGUCACCCCAGAUGGGAAAUCCAGCAAUGGAGAAGCAAAUGAAGGAGGUUCUUGCAAUAGCUCUACGCUGCAUACGUUCUGUAUCCGAGAGGCCUGGUAUCAAGACUGUAUAUGAGGACCUUUCAUCUAUAUAGUUUUUUCUGGUGAAUAAAUGUUUUUGGCUU
Molecule: messenger RNA, 3822 nt
Organism: Lycium ferocissimum
Lineage: Eukaryota; Viridiplantae; Streptophyta; Magnoliopsida; Solanales; Solanaceae
Product: LRR receptor-like serine/threonine-protein kinase GHR1
Exons: 3
Coding region: 610-3792 (1060 amino acids)
Biological process (GO): protein phosphorylation
Molecular function (GO): protein binding; ATP binding; protein kinase activity
Source: RefSeq, a predicted model, not a curated record